Mucor mucedo is the source of this 360-nucleotide messenger RNA. RefSeq lists its product as uncharacterized. Lineage: Eukaryota; Fungi; Mucoromycota; Mucoromycetes; Mucorales; Mucoraceae. The transcript has 2 exons. Bases 1 to 360 code for a protein of 119 amino acids. The record is from RefSeq and is a predicted model, not a curated record.
AUGUCACCUGCGGAGAUGAAUUUAGAUCCUCACGUACUUUUGUCUUUACUUUAUUAUACUGGUAAUAUGAGAGUACCACUCGAAUAUUAUAAUUUAACUACAUUGAAGGUCAUUCUAUACGAUAUUUAUUGGAGGAAAUACGACAUCCCUAAUCUAAAUUUUCUCGAAAUAAAAGAUAUACACAGUUCUAACAGUAUUUUCUUUUGUUACCUUAAUUUAAAUUUUUAUCUCCAUCCCAAACAGUUACAAGCAGUAGAACAAUCUGAUAAGGUUAACCGAGAACACUUGCACGGCCAUUUCUUGUCUACGGAAAGUAUGAAGGAAAAUACGUUACUAGACAGAGCACUGUUAAUCCUGUAA